Messenger RNA from Staurois parvus, 540 nucleotides. NCBI's taxonomy places the organism in Eukaryota, Metazoa, Chordata, Amphibia, Anura, Ranidae. The record is from the annotation of a GenBank genome assembly.
AGUGUUCCUAAACCCAGGACCCUGCAUUCACUAUAUCUGGUCUCCCACAGUACCCAGCUGCACUGGGGGGGAUUUCAAGAUCUAGCAGUUAAAGUGUUAGUAAACCUAGGACCCUGCAUUCACUAUAUCCGGUCUCCCCGGACCCUGCAUUCACUAUAUCCGGUCUCCCCGGACCCUGCAUUCACUAUAUCCGGUCUCCCCGGACCCUGCAUUCACUAUAUCCGGUCUCCCCGGACCCUGCAUUCACUAUAUCCGGUCUCCCAGGACCCCGCAUUCACUAUAUCCGGUCUCCCCGGACCCAGCAUUCACUAUAUCCGGUCUCCCCGGACCCUGCAUUCACUAUAUCUGGUCUCCCAGGACCCUGCAUUCACUAUAUCUGGUCUCCCCGGACCCAGCAUUCACUAUAUCUGGUCUCCCCGGACCCCGCAUUCACUAUAUCUGGUCUCCCCGGACCCCGCAUUCACUAUAUCUGGUCUCCCAGGACCCUGCAUUCACUAUAUCUGGUCUCCCCGGACCCUGCAUUCACUAUAUCUGGCCUCC